AUGUUUGGUAUCAACGCUCAAUCCAAGAUAGUCCAGAACGCCAUCGCUGAACUGCUUGCUGGACUACCUGGAUGCAAGAAUAUCUCUGAUGAUAUUAUUGUGUGCGGAAAAGCUGUCCUUCAACGCCUCUCAAAUUACAACGUGCGCUUAAACAAGGACAAAUGGCACUUUUCUCAGUCCCAAGUGUGUUUCUAUGGUCAUAUCUUCAGCGCCAAAGGAGUCCAAGCCGAUCCUGCGAAAAUCGACUCCAUCCAACAAGCCCGCGUUCCUGAAAACGUCAGCGAAGUUAAGUCUCUGCCGCUUGGUUUGUCCCAAUACAUCUCUCGAUUCAUUCCGACUACUCUACUAUCACUGCUCCACUACCUGCCCUCACUCGAACUGACGCCGAGUGGAAAUGGACGACCGACGAACAAACGUCCCUUAACAACCUGA
Paramuricea clavata is the source of this 432-nucleotide messenger RNA. The record is from the annotation of a GenBank genome assembly. NCBI's taxonomy places the organism in Eukaryota, Metazoa, Cnidaria, Anthozoa, Malacalcyonacea, Plexauridae.